CUUACCUCUGCACUGCGGGCAGAGGGAGACCCGCCCUGGCAGCCGCUGCUGCUUGUGGCCUUGAGCAGAGGGGCUGGGGCUGCUUGUUCUAUCCCCACCCUGGUGGGGCCUCCCUCUCCCCUGAGUCUAGUUAAUUAUAACUCUGACCUAAGUGCCCUGUGACGCGCAGGCCAGCCCUGCCCACGAGACCCAGCAACCAGGUCCAUGCCUCAGCCAUGCUCUGUGCUAAGGUGUCCCCAUCCCACCCGGGCCCCUCAGCACUGCUUCUACUGCAGCUGCUGCUGCCCCCUACAUCUGCCUUCUUCCCCAACAUCUGGAGCCUGCUGGCUGCCCCCGGCUCCAUCACCCACCAGGACCUGACUGAGGAUGCAGCACUUAACGUCACCCUGCAGCUCUUCCUGGAGCAGCCGCCCCUAGGAAGCACCACCCUGCGUCUCGAAGACUUCCUGGGCCGAACCCUCCUUGCCGAUGACCUCUUUGCUGCCUACUUUGGACCUGGGUUUCCUUCCCGGCGCUUCCGAGCAGCCUUAGGUGAGGUAUCUCGUGCCAAUGCAGCCCAGGACUUCCUGCCAACUUCUAAGAAUGACCCUGACCUGCACUUUGAUGCUGAGCGACUGGGCCCAGGACGCACACGCCUGGUGGGAGCUCUGCGAGAGACCAUGAUAGCAGCCAGAGCUCUUGACUACAGCCUGGCCCGCCAGCGCCUUGGGGCUGCACUUCAUGCCUUACAGGAUUUCUACAGUCACAGCAACUGGGUGGAACUGGGCGAGCAGCAGCCACACCCUCACCUCCUCUGGCCCAGGCCCAAGCUCCAGAGCCUGGCACAAGUGAGUGAUCCUACUUGCUCCGAUUGUGAAGAGUUGAGCUGCCCUAGGAAUUGGCUGGGCUUCACACUGCUCACCUCUGGCUACUUUGGAACUCAUCCCCCAAAACCUCCAGGGAAAUGUAGCCACGGUGGCCAUUUUGACCGGAGCAGCUCUCAAUUACCCCGGGGAGGCAUCAACAAAGACAGCACAUCUCCAGGCUUCUCCCCCCACCACAUGCUACACCCUCAGGCAGCAAAUCUGGCCCUUCUAGCCUCCAUCCAGGCCUUCAGCCUGCUACGAAGCCGCCUAGGAGACAGGGAUUUCUCCAGGCUGCUGGAUAUCACCCCAGCCUCCAGCCUGAGCUUUGUCCUGGACACCACAGGCAGUAUGGGCGAAGAGAUCAAUGCUGCCAAAAUCCAAGCACGCCACAUUGUGGAGCAGCGGCGAGGCAGUCCCAUGGAGCCUACCCACUAUAUCCUGGUUCCUUUCCAUGACCCAGGGUUCGGCCCUGUCUUUAAGACCAGUGACCCUGACAGCUUCUGGCAACAACUCAAUGAGAUCCACGCCUUGGGGGGUGGAGACGAGCCUGAGAUGUGCCUGUCAGCUCUAGAGUUGGCCCUGCUGCACACACCUCCACUCUCAGACAUCUUUGUCUUCACGGAUGCCUCCCCCAAGGAUGCCUUUCUUACUAACCGGAUAGAAUCCCUGACUCAGGAGCGGCGUUGCAGGGUAACAUUCCUGGUGACUGAAGACCCAUCAAGAGUUCAGAGCCGAGUGCGACGUGAGGUCUUGUCCUCUCUGCGUUUUGAACCAUAUGAAAAGGUGGCCCGGGCCUCAGGAGGAGAGGUGAUCUUCACCAAAGACCAGCACAUUCAGGAUGUGGCAGCUGUUGUUGGGGAGAGCAUGGCUGCCCUGGUGACUCUUCCCCUAGACCCUCCUGUUAUGGUGCCUGGGAGAUCCCAUGUGUUCAGUGUGGAUGGGCUGCUCCGGAAGGUCACAAUUCGUAUCCACGGGGAGAUCAACAAUUUUUGGAUCAAGAACCCAGCAGGGAUCUCCCAGGGCCAAGAGGAAGGCAUGGGUUCUCUAGGUUACACUCGCCGCUUUGGGCAGUUCUGGAUGGUGACUGUGAAUGACCCCCCUCAGACAGGAACCUGGGAGAUCCAGGUCACAGCUGAGGGUACCCCCCGGGUGAGAGUGCAAGCCCAGACCUCCCUAGACUUCCUCUUCUACUUUGGGACCUCCGUGGAGGAUGGACCCCACCCUGGCCUUUACCCCCUGACUCAGCCAGUUGCAGGUCUCCAGACCCAGCUACUGGUUGAAGUGACAGGAUUGGGUUCCAGAGGCAACUCUGGGGAUCCUCAGCCACAUUUCUCCCAUGUCAUCCUUCGAGGGAUAUUGGAGGGUGCCGAACUGGGCCGAGUACCUUUGGAGCCUGUGGGACCUCCAGAGCGAGGUCUCCUGGUGGCCUCUCUGCCACCUAUGCUGUUGUCCACCCCAGGACCCUUCUCCCUGGAGCUGUUUGGCCAGGAUGGAAAGGGGCAGCAUCUGCACAGGACAGCCCCUCAGCCUUGCAUGGUGGCUCCUGUGCUUCUGGAGCUCAGCGGACCCCAGACUUUCUUGACCCCGGGCAGCAAGGUUCCGCUCAGUCUCCACAUCGCCAGCUUCUCAGGCCCUCAGGAUCUUGACCUUAGGACAUCCGUGAAUCCCAGCUUUGCCCUUACCUCCAACCUAUCCAAGGCUCGCCUGGGACAGAAUGAAUCUGCCUGGGGCCGCCUAUGGCUGGAGGUCCCAGACUCAGCCGCCUCGAACUCCGUGGUGAUGGUGACUGUGACUGCGGCAGGUCAAGAAGGCAGCCCAGUACCCCCAACCCAUGUUUUCUUGCGCCUCCUGGUGCUGGCCCCAGCCCUGCAGGAGCAGCUCGCUGCCCCUGCCCACUCAUCUGGCCCUGUCCUCUCCACACCCACCCCUGUCUUUUGUACCUUCACUUUGGUGACUCAGGACAGGGCUGAGAGCAGGUUGACUGGUAACCUCUGGUGGGGCACAGUUGGAGGAGUGCUGCUUCUGCUAGGCCUGGCCUCCUGGUGAUGCAACAGCCCCUGGAGGGAUGGGUCUCUCCUACUUUCAAUCUGCCUUAUUGGUAAGGUCACAUGGGGCCUUGGAGCCUUAUCUCUUCUAGCCAAGAUGGAGAUUUUCCUUCUCAUGCACUUGUCCCUUGCCUUUCUUAAAAACUGUAAGAUUGAGAUAGAGGGCAGAGGAUU
This is a messenger RNA of Otolemur garnettii (small-eared galago), 3064 nucleotides long. RefSeq names its product von Willebrand factor A domain containing 7 (gene VWA7). The record is from RefSeq and is a predicted model, not a curated record. The transcript is spliced from 17 exons. Lineage: Eukaryota; Metazoa; Chordata; Mammalia; Primates; Galagidae. The coding region runs from base 216 to 2891 and encodes 891 amino acids.